Salmo salar (Atlantic salmon) is the source of this 4211-nucleotide messenger RNA. Its product is annotated as anillin. The record is from RefSeq and is a predicted model, not a curated record. Gene Ontology annotation, cellular component: actomyosin contractile ring. Lineage: Eukaryota; Metazoa; Chordata; Actinopteri; Salmoniformes; Salmonidae. Gene Ontology annotation, biological process: mitotic cytokinesis; septin ring organization; actomyosin contractile ring assembly.
UCCCUCCAAGCUCGUCACCAAGCUUAGGACCCUAGGACUAGCGCUUGCAAGAAAGACAUUUCACUGUACUUGUGCACGUGACAUUAAAACUUGAAACUGAAUCUACCGUAAACACAAGAAGAAAAGCCUUGCGCGCUCGGUCUUGGCGUUAUGGUAAUUUAUUCACCCACCAGUGACGCACUUCCAAAGACCCGCUGAAAUUCAAAGUGUAUUUGAAAAGGCGUCAAACGAACAGCCGUUCGAAUCUUUUCCGCAGUUUAUGCUCAGUCGUGACUUGUUUGCUUGACCUACACGGACACUUUUGUUGAGGAAGAUCAUGGAUGGGGAAUUUCGAAGUGGGUUGGCGACAGCUUUGAAGAGACAUAGAGAUCCUUUGUCUGACACAGAAGACAAUGUCCACUCGUCUGAUGUCAAUGAUGUUCAGAAAAGGCGUCGCCUGGAGGUGUUGGGCAACGAGAACGUCAGCCCUACAAAGAAGUCUUCAACUAGAGACCGCCUCCGCUGUGCAGAGCUGGUGAAGCCUGACACCCCUGCUCUCUGCUCUGUCCGCUCCAGAGUACAGCAACUAACCCAGAGACGUGAGGGAGGGCAUGUGCUGGCUCAGAGAUGCCUCUCUGAUCCAGGGUCUGGGGUACCAUCCAUUAAAUUCCAGGAUGGAUUCAAAGAGCACCAUCUUAUUGGUGAGGCAGAAUUCAGCUCGCGGGUGGAGCGGUUUAGAUCCCCCACCACUCCUCAGGCCAGCCCCCUGCCAGCCAACCGGUGGCCCCGUACCCUCUCCAACGCUGUUACCAACUUACAACUGAAACUCGAGGCCAGUGACACACCCAGCUCCAAACAAGCCUCCCGCAUACGCCAGGAGAGGGAGGAGGAGCUGCGUCUUGUAAGGGCCCAGCCAAUCACAGAGAAUGUCUUCUUAAAGCGAAGCUUCUCUGAUUCCUCGCUGACUGAGAGGGCGACCCCACCCGUCUCCUCAUUCUCCCCUUGGAUGAUGUUUAGACGUAGCAGGAGACUGCAGUGGCCACCGUUCCAACCAUGGAAUCAGGCAGACCUCAAUGUGACUGGUGAUGAACCUUUUGGCGUGAAGGACGGCAGCUUUACCGAGACAUCUGUCUUCACUAAGGUCGAUGGAGUGGAGCCUCCAAUUCAAGACACCGGUGAGGUGGCAGAAUCCUCAGUUCACAUGGAUGUCCCACCAAAAGAGGUGAAGGGGAGACGCAUGGCUGAGGAGCAGGCAGAGUGCGCUAUGGACAUUUGUCAGGGAACUUCUCUACCAGAUGAACAACAUGAGGCAGCAGAGGGUCCUGUAGUGAAAGAGCAGCAAAAGGCAGUCUCAAUGGAGUCAAAAGGAGAUGAUGAGGAACCGACUGAUGAACCACAGUCAGAGGCCAGAGGGUUAAAGAAAGUCACAUUUAUCCUGGAGCCAGAAAUGAUCAAUGACUCAGCUCUGUCUGAGCUGGACUCUUCAUCUAGCUGGAAAAGAGAAAGUAUGUCAGAGGCUGAGCUGAGCUCUCGUGAUGAAACCAACACCGCUGAGAUGAUUGACCUCAUGUUUGAUGAGGUGCUGGAGGCUGCUGCCCAGGGAAGGAUGGAAGAGGAGGGUGAAGAGGACACUGAGGAUCACAACAGUGGUAUAGCCACAGCGAUGAGCGGAAUGGAAAAGGAGAAAACAGACACAGAGUUGGACAAGGACAAAGCUGAAGAGGGUGAAGACCUGGAAAAAACCAAGGAACUGGACUCCAGUGCAGAUGAGCUGCUGUCCUUCCCACCCAGCUUUAUCCUCUCCCCUCUCAGCAAGUCUGUGGACGCUGUGGUCACUCCUAUGAGACUUGCAGCCAACCCUCCAUCCCUACUUCUGACUCCUGAAGAGCUGUCCACGCCCCCUGCUGAUAGUGCCCCUCUCUACAGCAUCGAUGCCUACCGCACCCAGAGACAGAGCACCAAGCCAGCCAUUCAGAGAGUAACCCCAAGGGUGCAGAGGCAUGCCACUGAGAAGUCUCACCCCCAGCCCUGUGUCAACACCAAGGAAAGGAUCAUGGUUCUGAAUGAGGAUGCUGCCAAGCUGCACAUGGUCAUCAAACAGACGUUGCAGGCCCUGAGCUGCUGCACUGACGAGGACCACGGCAGGGGCUCCCUGGAGGAGGCAGAGGCUGAUAAACUGCUGCUCGUCUCGUGUGAGAAGCGGGCAGCCCUGCUGGCUGAGGUGGCCAGGCUGAAGGAGAGGGGGGGCUCAGCCUCUGAGGAUCUAGAGGGGGGUGAUGGUGAGGGGGACUCCAGCAUGUCCCAGCAGCCCUGCAGGGGCACUGUCAGCAUCAGCAGUGUCCAGCUCCCUCUCAAGGUGGAGUUUGUCUGCUCUGCCCGCACACGAACAGGUCGGCCCACUCAUUAUUUCUUUGUCCUGAUUCGUUAUGGACCCUGCAACAUCGUUGCGACCCCAUUGGCCACGGCAGUGGACGCCCAGAAUGGAGACACCAUCUCCUUCCCCACCUCCAUCACCCUGCAGGACAUUCGCUCCAACUUUGAGAUUGAUGUGGAGGUCUACAGCCUGUCCCACAGCUCAGGGAACACCUGCAAUGUGGAUCUCCGCAGCUCCACCAAGUCAAGGGUCACUCCAAGGAAGCUUCUAAGCACCAUCAAGAGAUCCAACCAAAAUGUAACAUCUUCUACCAUGCCGCCCCUGAACACCCGGCGCACCAGCAACUUCUCUCUGGUUGGUUCUCACAAGAUCUCCCUGGCCUCCCUGGGCCAGAGCAAGUUCCCCCUGGACAAGAUGAAGUUUGAAGGCAAAAUCAGGAGACUCCUGGGAGAUGAGUUUCAGGAAAAGGUGCCCUUCCUGUCUCCACUAGAGGGAAACAUAUACCUGCAACUGGAGAGCGAGAGCCACUCUAAUGUCCAGCACCAGGGCUUCCUUACAAUGUUUGAGGUGGUGAAUGGAUUUGGAGCUUGGCAUCGACGCUUCUUUGUCCUGGAGGGAAACCACAUGUCCUAUUGGAACCACCCCAAUGACAGAGGCAGCAAGGCAGCAGAAGGCAGCAUCUCCCUGUCUUGUUCCUCUAGUCAGAGUGUGAAGCCAGUGACGAGAGACUCCUGUGCUCGCCCCUAUACUUUUGAACUGGUCAGCAGUGUCCAGACUGCACAACAGGAUGACCAGGGCACUCUGGCCAAGUGCUGGUUCUCAGCAGAUACUGGGGAGGAUCGAGGGGACUGGAUGGAGAACCUGAACCAGGUUCUCCUGGACCUGCAUACCUGGACUCGCUGCCCCCCUGAACCAUGCUAAAGCACAGCCCAACAACCAGGCCAGCUGUGGGAACAUGAGGGACAGCAGUCUAACACACUAUUAUAUCAUAUCUUUAUGAAUUCUUAUGAUUACCAUUGGGAGAUUAUUUUAGACGUGGUGAUAUUUUGCCUUUCCUUGGAUUUGUCACUUUCAAUAGCCAUUUAAAAUAGAGUUCCAUCGUGUUGUGUGUUGCAUGAUAUAUACUAUUUACCUGAGCUUGAAGUAGAUGAUUUAAAUGAAUCCAUAUAAUCUACAAACACUAUUAAAUGCGUAUCAAACCUAGUGCAGGAGAGCCCUAACGCUAAACUGAUGAUUAGUCCAAUAGUCUAGUUAUAAUUUUCGUAAGACAAACAGAAAAAAGCCAGACAUGGCUACUGGACAAUAUGAUUUCACUACUACAGCAUUGCUGUAAUACCCUCAAGUGUAGAAAUCUCUCUCGGAAAUAAGAAAUCUGUACCUGACACACAACCUACCUAAUCUAGAAACUCGUGAAUUGAGUGAUUCAACUAGAAUUGCAGUCAAGUUGAGUUAUAGUACUGUACUUGAAAAUCUGAGCCCUCUGCUACGAGGUAAAUAUUGACUAUUUCACAAGUUCAAUUCUUCGUAUUCCUUAAAUCAAUCUAUUGCUGUGUUGUGCAUAACACAACAGGGGCCUGUCAACAAAGAUGGUACCCAAGCACUUCAAAUGGACUAUAGAAUGAUAAGGUGUACAAUGUUAGUGCCUCAUCUCAUGAUAAAUCCUAGUAGGAGCCUAAAAGGUGAUGAAUGUAUAUGCUGACUGUAGUCAACCUAGUUUCUUUUCUUUUCCUUCAUGUAUUUACUGUCAUUCUCUUUCUGUAUGUGGAUGUUAUCCCUAUAAAAUACCUGUCAACAUUCUUUAUAUGCACUUGAUUGAUGAAGGUACUACCAGUAAAUAAUACAAAUGGGUCUAAUGGCA